AUGCAUCCUGUAUUAAUGUACACGAAAGUUUCUACUGAUUACGAUCUUUAUGGAAUAAAAAUUGCCAUAAAUGAUCGAUUUGACGUCGCUGCUGAUAAUUUAUUUUCGGCUUGGUACGUGAGACUAUUUCCAUAUGCAGCCGAUACUAACUGUGAUAUAGAAUAUAGUUUGACAAGCUGUGAUUUUGUCUAUAGUGUUGUGGUGCCAAUCUCAAAUAAUAUGUCAUUCGUUUAUAAUUGUAUUGAUAUCCAAGGGAAUAAUGUUAUUGGUCUUUUUAUUGGUAAUGGUACGUGUAAUUUUCAACUGAGUGAUGAACAGAUCGUAACUAACUAUACUACACAAGACAAUUUUGUUAUUGGUAUUAAUGGAGAUAGUACUGGUGCAUAUGGUAUUGCUGAUGAUUUUAUAUUAUUUUAUCAAUUAUAUCCAACAACUAAAUUAACCGUUUGGCCAAAUACAUUGAAUAUUUCUCCUCGAGGAAUGGAUAUCGGUUCAAAUCAAAACUAUGCCGUUGUAGCUGGAUAUUGUCAAUCAUCUUCUACAGUUGCCAUUGAAUGUGGUUUUCUUAUUCAGUUAAAUACAUCCUUAUCAUGUCCAAAUAUUAUAAGUGAAUUUAAUAUUUCUACUGCUAAUCAUUAUCCAUGGAGUGAUCCACGUUCUGUUCGUUUGAUUACUCAAAGUCGAGUUUAUACCGCACAGCUAGUCAUGUCAGUGAGUAUUUGUUGGUAUACACAAAAUGUAUUAAUCGGUGUUCAAUCACUGAAUACAGUUUUCUUGUACGCAAUAAAUAAUACUCAAUCUCCAAUUAGUAGUCGUUCGAAUGGAGUUGGAUACAUGGGCUUUGGAAAAAGUGUAGCAUGGUUAGAUCAGACUGGUCAGAAAGCAGUAGUUCUAGCUAAUACGUAUACAUAUACAACUUAUGAAUGGAUUUCAUCAUUAGUCCAUGUUUAUGAUAUUCAAACUGAUGGACUUUUUGAUUCGACACAAUCGAUUCUUGUUUAUCCUAAUGGUCAACAAAUCCUUCAUCUAACAAUGGAUUCAUCUUUUAUUCGUCUCGUUUGUUCUCCUUUUGGUCACCUGGGUCUUCUAGAUCGUUUAGGUAAUGGAAUAGCAAUUCUUAGCGCUCCUCCAAAUACCUAUGCAAAUACAGACACACAUUUAUCCAUUACCAGUUCUCUUCCUUGUAAUCGUGGUACUAGUCGAGAUUAUGCUAGCAUUGAAUUAUGUUAUCCUUCUUCAGCAUCAAAUAAUUGUUCUGAAGGCUUAUUCUGUUCGUAUGGAGCUGUUGGUGAAGUUUCUUAUACAGCAUUUGAAUCAAUUGAUCAAGAUCAAGAAUAUCCUGAUUCACCUGAGAAUACUGUCUUCGAUGAUUUACUCAUGCAAAAUAUGUUUAGCAUCAGUUUGAAAUCAGCUCAUUGUUUGGUUGUAUCACCAAUCACUUGGGUAUUUGUUGUCACAAUAAUUGGCUUAACUAUUGUGAUUGGUAUGGCAAUUUCAGAAGCAUGUUGUCCUCAUCAUCAUUCAAUGCGCGAUCGAGCUAAAUAUAUAUUCAAAAAAAUGGAUCUUAUCGGCGAAGGAGAGCUAUGGAUUGGUGGUCUAAUUUCAGCUGCAAUAAUUGUUCUUAUUAUAUCAGCAUAUUAUUUUUCUAAUUCUUAUCUUCAACAAUAUCCAAUUGAACAAGUAACUAGCAACAGCUCAUUUGCAUGUGAUAUUACUUUACGUAAUGCAAAAUUUACUACAUCAACUCAAAAAAGAUGGGCUCCUCGUCGUACUACAAAAGAAAGUCAAUCUAUGUUUGAUUUACUUGAUGCUCAAGUAUUUACACUUAAUAUUGAUCUUAUUCAAACUGCAUUUACUUGUGAUGAUAGUUUCUAUGUACAACGUUUCAAAGGUUCUAAAAUUAUUAUAAUACCAAUUAAGAAAUGUGAAACGAAUCAUAAUGAAACUAUUUUAAGUUUGGCAAUCUUACUUCCAGUUCAGGAGAUUAGUGUUCGACUUGUAUUACCAGGGUUAAAAACUGUUGGAGCUAUUCGUAUUGGUGUAAGCGGACCUUCAGCAGAACUGGAAGAGGGAAGGUUCAAAUUAUUGGAUCUCAAUUUUGCGUCAACUUAUGUUCCAUCAUCACUUAAUGAAGUACUUGCUGAUUCAACGACAUUUCCUAUUGAAUUAACUCAAAUUGUUAAUCAAACUGAUCCAUUAAAUGAUAAUGGAUUAUCGACAUUUAGUGGUAUAUGGUCAUAUUCGUUCAGUGUCAAUUCUGAUGAACUUUUUGUUAAUGAAACUCGAUACACAUUCUUUUAUCGAACACAAACGAAUAUUAGUGUUACAAUCGAUGAGAAUAUAUUCUAUAUUAGUAAUGUACAACAACCAAUUGCCAGACAAACAGAAGUCGUAUUUCGAAAUCUUCUCUUUACUAUUGUCGUUUUAGAAGUCUUCGGUUUAGUUUUUCUUGUUGUCAAAUUAUUAAUCAUUCCUGUAUGUCGUACCAUAAAUAAUCGUAUAUAUAAAAAAUUCAUAAAAAAAAAGCAAACCAGUCCAACUAAUGAUAUAGCUGUUAUAGUCGUGAAAACUAAUCAUUCAUCAAAUAUUACUGAGAAAAGUCUUCAACGCAAAUUAUCAACACCCUUGAUUGUCGAACAAAUGGAAGAUUAA
Molecule: messenger RNA, 2652 nt
Organism: Adineta steineri
Lineage: Eukaryota; Metazoa; Rotifera; Eurotatoria; Adinetida; Adinetidae
Source: the annotation of a GenBank genome assembly